AGGAUAUCAAAAGAUACUACAUUCCCCUCUUUUUAAUUAAAGUUUUUAAUUUUUUCAAAUAAUUCCUUUUGCUUUUUGCCACCCUCCCAUCCCCUCUAUAAAUCUCCCUACCCUCCCCACUUGAUGCCCUCCCCUUCUCCAUUGAUCACCUUGUUGCGAGAGAAAAAGAAAGUGUUAAAAUUAAACAAUACCCAAGGUUCUUUAACCUAGCUAACUUGGUUGGGUGGUCCUGCAUAUGCCUAGGAAUAAUUUGUUGCUGUUAUAAAUUUAUUCCUACAAGAAUUUCCAUCACUUUCUAUACUUUAUUUUUCUCCUUCUGAACCGGAUCUUUGUAAGAAAGUCUACUGAUUUUCUUCUUAUUGAGAGUUUUGUCAAGGUUGUUGGUUUCUCAAUGGGUGAAGCUAAGCAGGAAGAAGCUAAGGUGGAGGCCAAGUUAGAAGAGAAGAAAGAAGAGAAAAAGGAGGAGAAGCAAGAGGAAGAGGAGGAGGAGAAGGAAGAGAAGAAAGAGGAAGCAAAGCCCUCCCCUCCCCCUCCCAUUAUCUUGUUUGUGGACUUGCAUUGUUUUGGAUGCGCCAAGAAGAUUGAGAAGUGCGUCCUCAAGUGCAGAGGGGUUGAAGGGGUUGAGACGGACAUGGUGCAGAACCAGCUCACAAUUAAAGGGAUGGUGGACCCUCAAGCUUUGUGCUCCAGAAUUCAAAAGAAGACCCUCAAGAGAGCAAGAGUCCUCUCCCCACUGCCACCAGCCGAAGGGGAGUCCAAACAGGAGCAAGUGGUUCCAUCACAGGUGAGUGGGGUAACCACAGUUGAGAUACAUGUGAACAUGCACUGUGAAGCCUGCGCACAGCAGCUGAGGCGAAAGAUAUUAAAGAUGAGAGGAGUGCAAACUGCCGAGACUGAACUGAGCACUGGGAAGGUGAUGGUGACCGGAACCAUGAAUGGAGAAAAGCUCACAGACUACAUUCACCGCAGAACAGGGAAGCUGGCGACAAUUGUCCCCCAGCCCCCAAAGGAAGAAGAGAAGAAAGAGGAAGCAGAGAAGAAAGCUGAGGAGAAGCCUCCCGAGGAGAAGAAAGAGGAGAAAGCAGAGGAGAAGAAGGAAGAGAAGGCAGAGGAGAAGAAAGAAGAAAGUGCUGAGGGGAACAAGGAUGGUGGUGGCAAGGAAGAGAAGGGAGGUGGCGAGGAGCAAAAGAAGGAAGGGGAAGGACCAACCAAUGUGGACAUUCCCAAUGGGGCAGACAUGGUGAUGAAGAGGAUGGUUUAUUGGAAUGGCAACAUCAUCAGUGAAGAAGAGAUGGCAAGGAGAAUGAUGAUGCAUUGGAUGCCGGUCUAUGUUAUCGAACGACCGCCACCACCACCUCAGAUUUUCAGUGAUGAGAACCCAAAUGCUUGUUGCAUCUCAUAAAACUCUAUGAAAAAUAAAUCCCAUUAGUAAGUUGAACUGUAUGUAAUAUAGAAUAAGAUGGCCAUGGAUUAGCAUAGGAAGAAAUCAUUAUAAUAACAACAUAAUCGUUGGAUGCUACUGUAUGUAAACAUUAGUUUUCCAAUCUAAGAAUGCACUAUUACUUAUGGUGUGAUUUUGGCU
Messenger RNA from Elaeis guineensis (African oil palm), 1582 nucleotides. RefSeq lists its product as uncharacterized. The record is from RefSeq and is a predicted model, not a curated record. NCBI's taxonomy places the organism in Eukaryota, Viridiplantae, Streptophyta, Magnoliopsida, Arecales, Arecaceae. Gene Ontology annotation, molecular function: metal ion binding.